AUGGCCAUUCUCAUAUUAGCGGCUGUUUAUCCUGAGUGCCGACUAUCGGAGAAAGGGAUGGAGUACAUCGGGUCUACGAACAUGACAGAGACUGGAAAAUCAUGCCUCAUGUGGGAUUCCAAAAAUGUGACUUCUUCCUACGAAGACAUGGAUGCAGGAUUCAAUAGAGUCUUGUUCUACGAGGAGCACUUCAUAAACCAGGACCCAUCCUUGCACAAAAACUUCUGCCGAAACCCGACAGGGUUGGAUAGACCGUGGUGCUUUGUCGACGAUAAUGGCUUGAAGAUGGAGUUCUGCCGGAUUCGUCACUGCGGUGAUUUCAAUGGUAUGCGUAUGCCGAAAUUGAUGGUCCAGCCUGUGUUUGCACGUGCAGGCGUGCCAGAAUGCAAGUUGAGCCAGAAGGGAGGGGAGUACGUAGGCGUGAAGGACAAGACCAUCUCUGGCAUCAAUUGCAUUCCAUGGCUUGAUCAAGACAGCAGUGAUGGGGACCGGAUCCGCGGGCUCCGUAAAGGAUCAUUCUCAGAUGAACUCACUAGCAGUCACAAUUUCUGCCGGAACCCGAAUGGGAACCCAGGUGGUCCUUGGUGCAAUAUCAAAGUUCCCGGAAAGCCCAAACUGAAUUGGGAGUAUUGCGAUGUGUCAUUCUGCAAUUUCCACGCUUCACGAAGAGCCCUCGAGGAUGGAGACCAAUACAAGUCAAAUCCUGCAGAAUGCAAACAAACGGAAUCUGGACGAGAGUACUUAGGGUUGAAGAAUGUGACACUGACGGGGAAGGAGUGCCAGCCCUGGCUGAGCCAAACGCCAAACCAACAUAUGACCAUCCUCCACCUGCCGGUAUUCCCAGAUUCUGGCAUGGACAGUCGUCACAACUACUGUCGAAACCCCGAUCUCGAAAAGGAGGGUUGUACGGCCCAUAGC
Molecule: messenger RNA, 918 nt
Organism: Darwinula stevensoni
Lineage: Eukaryota; Metazoa; Arthropoda; Ostracoda; Podocopida; Darwinulidae
Source: the annotation of a GenBank genome assembly